Molecule: messenger RNA, 936 nt
Organism: Aspergillus fischeri NRRL 181
Lineage: Eukaryota; Fungi; Ascomycota; Eurotiomycetes; Eurotiales; Aspergillaceae
Product: UBA and UBX domain-containing protein
Exons: 3
Coding region: 1-936 (311 amino acids)
Molecular function (GO): protein binding
Source: RefSeq, a predicted model, not a curated record
AUGGCUACUUCAGACUUGGAUCAGCUCAUUGAAAUGGGCUUCGAUAAAGAGAGAGCGGAGCUGGCGGUGGCAAGAACCGGUGGUCUCCAAGGAGCUUUAGAGUGGCUUGAGGAAAACCAAGACAAGUCGUUGGAGGAAAUAAAGGCUGCUGGGUCGAAAGAAGGGGAGAAUGAGGAGGGGCCCGCGUUGCAACCCGGUGAAGAACCCCGCAGUCUGGCUUGUAACGAAUGUGGCAAAAAGUUCCGCAGCCAGGCACAGGCAGAAUUCCACGCAUCUAAGUCCGGGCAUGUGGACUUCUCAGAGUCAACGGAAGAGAUCGCACCCUUGACAGAAGAGGAGAAGAAGGCCAGAUUGGAGGAGCUCCGGCAGAAGUUGGCCGCAAAGCGAGCGGUACAGGCUGAGCAGGAUAAACUAGAUCAGAAAAGGAAUGAGGAAAUUCGACGGAAGAGCACCAAAGAAUCGCAAGACAUCAAGGAAGAGCUGCAGAGGAAACAGAUGAUGAAGGAAGCGGCCAAGAAGAAGCAAGAGAAACUGGAGGAACUUGAAGUCAAGCGUCGCAUUAAAGCCAGGAUCGAAGCGGAUAAAGAAGAGCGGAGACUGAGAGCUGAGCGGGAGAAAGCGGAGCGUGCCGGCAUGGCACCUCCUGCACAACAAGCUGCUCCAGCGCCUACAACCUCGGGACCUGUUGCUUCCAAGCCCGCAGCUGCUUACACUGAGACUCGACUGAGAUUCCAGACGCCCAAGGGGAACGUCAUGAAAACAAUGCCCGUCACUACUACCUUGUUCGAAGUUGCCGCAGCCUUGCAACAGGAGGACGGCAUUGAGGUGCAAAGCUUCGUGCAAAACUUUCCUAGAAAAGUGUACAACGCCGAGUUCUUCGGUGAGUCUCUAAAAGACCUUGGACUUAUUCCCAGCGCCAGUCUUAUAGUCCAGUAA